This is a messenger RNA of Lactuca virosa, 507 nucleotides long. Lineage: Eukaryota; Viridiplantae; Streptophyta; Magnoliopsida; Asterales; Asteraceae. The record is from the annotation of a GenBank genome assembly.
AUGUAUGGAUCAAAGGAAUUAUUUGCUGAUGAGAAUGAUGAGGCUUUAAAAUCAAGACAAAUCCAAUACGAUGAUGUUGCAAUAGAUAGAUUGCUUAACCAUGAUUACAUUGAAGAAGAAAAUGCUGCAAUGGAUGAUGUAGAAGAAGAUGCCUUUUUAAAAGCAUUUAAGGUGGCAAAUUUUGAGUACAUUGAUGAGGCGUCAAAAGAGAAAGAGGAAAUACAAGAACCAAAAAGAUCAAAUUAUUGGGAGGAGUUGUUAAAAGACAGAUAUGAAGUUCACAAAUUGAAGAGUUUAAUUCUAUGGAAAAGGAAUUGUCUAAUUGUGAAAAAGCCUUACAGGAAAAAACAUUUGUUGACAAUGCUAAGUGCUUCCUCUUAUACAAGGAUUCAGGAAGCAAUCCAAGAACAUAUAUUUAGAACAAAACAUGGUGCCUCCAUCCUCCCACAAGACAAGGUAGUUAUUGUUGGAACAGAUGCAAUCAAGAACUUUGAUUUCUCUCAAUAA